This is a messenger RNA of Cyphomyrmex costatus, 1509 nucleotides long. RefSeq lists its product as uncharacterized. NCBI's taxonomy places the organism in Eukaryota, Metazoa, Arthropoda, Insecta, Hymenoptera, Formicidae. The transcript is spliced from 5 exons. Bases 1 to 1509 code for a protein of 502 amino acids. The record is from RefSeq and is a predicted model, not a curated record.
AUGGCGAAACAUUUUGAAAUUUAUGAAGAAGGAAUGGAGGGAAUACAGGAUGAACAAAAUAGACAAGUGCCGAAAAAAAAGAAAAAAUUUUUGGUUCAAUUCUCUGUGGAAGAAAUUGCCAUUAAAAAGGCAUGCAAAGGACGAAUGGUUUCUCUGAAAAUGGACACUGCAACAAGACUUGAGCGAGCAGUAUUAGGAAUCAAUGUCCAAAUUAUUAGACACAAUAAAAUCCAAAUAUAUAGUCUAGCAAUAAAAGAGCUUAGUGGAAAGCAUACAGCCGCUAAUUUAAAAGAGGAGCUUGAAAAUGUUUUGAAAGAAUUCGAAAUAAAAAAAAGUCAGAUUUACUGCAUUACGACAGAUAAUGGAAGAAACAUGCUGAAAGCCGUAGAACUGUUUUCUGACGAAAAUCUUAAUCAAUUAGAAAAUAAUGAAGAAAAAGCCAUCAAUUCGGAAAAUUUCGUUGAAACUGUAGUGGAAAAUUUCUGUUCUGAGGAACCAAAUAUUAUAUCAGUAAAGUGUGCGGCACAUACGUUGCAACUCGUUGUGAAAGAUUUUCUUUCGAACACCGAUGCCGAAAUUAUAGAUCGCGCACGAGAAGUUGUAAAAACAUUAAGAACUCCGACAUAUAGACAUUCUCUACAAAUAUUGAAACUUAAAAAACCACGAUUGGAUGUAUGUACUCGCUGGAAUUCGACUUAUGAUAUGUUGCAGCGACUUUUGCAAUAUAAGACAUUUUGUAACGAUAUUGUAGGAACAUCUCGUUUAUCAGAACAGGAAUGGAUUACGAUCCAGGACAUAGUGAAAGUCCUAAGGCCAGUAUAUGAAGCAACAAUGAAACUUCAGGAGAGUCAGUUGUUAGUGGGAGAUUUUUAUAAAUUAUGGAUUAAUCUUAAACUACAAGUAGACACACUUAGAUCAAGUGUAGCUGAUGCUCUUUCACAUUAUUUGGAAAGAAGAGAAUCUCAGAUUUUGAAGAAUGAAGCAGUUAAUGCUGCUAUUUUCCUAGAUCCAAGAUUAAAACGCCUUUUGUCAUCGGAACGAAAGAUUAAAGCUAAAAAGCACUUAAAAAGUAUCGCAGCUCGAAUGUUUAUAUUGAAUCAGAACGAUAGAACAAUAAAUAUAACUAACAUGGUGGAAAAGGAGGAUGCCAACGAUAACAAUGCGGUGACUGAGGCGACUGACUUUUCGAGUACGAGUAAUACUAAUUUAACACUAUUACGAAAUUCCGUUGUGCACAUGGAACUAGACUCGUCUACGGACGACGAGCAAGAAGACAUGUAUUUGCAAGAAAUGAAAAAAAUGUUUAAUGAAAUAGAUAACUAUAAAGAACAACGUAUCGAUAUAGAUGCUGAUUUAAUGCAAUAUUGGAAAGAAAAAAGAUACGUCGUACCGUUCAUUACUAAAUUAGCAAACAUUGUCCAUGCUGUCCCCGUUACACAACAAUCAGAAAACAUGCUCGUAUUGCUUGCCGAGAAUCAAAGACCUUGGGUAACCGAAAUAAAAUUCUGA